Molecule: messenger RNA, 565 nt
Organism: Diprion similis
Lineage: Eukaryota; Metazoa; Arthropoda; Insecta; Hymenoptera; Diprionidae
Gene: bcn92
Product: LYR motif-containing protein 4
Exons: 3
Coding region: 145-420 (91 amino acids)
Biological process (GO): iron-sulfur cluster assembly
Cellular component (GO): mitochondrion; L-cysteine desulfurase complex
Source: RefSeq, a predicted model, not a curated record
CUCUAGAUGGCCUGCUAUCAUACACACCUGGGUUUUCAUCGGGUCAAGAGUUGUGUUUUCCACCUACAACUUCCAUUCAAUGCCUUCAAUUUUUCUCUGCCACGAGAACUGGCAAUCGAGUGGUUUGUUUAGCUACCAGGAAUCAUGGCUGUCGCCCGUGAAAUGAUCAUCAAUCUCUACCGAAAUAUGAUCAGAGAAAGCAAGAAAUGGGAUUCGUAUAAUUACAGAAUGUACGCACUUAGAAAAAUCCGUCACGAAUUCAGAGAAAAGAAAUUGCUUCAGGACGCAGAGAAGAUAAAGGAAAGUUAUAACUAUGGAUUGACGAAUCUGGAUAUGAUCAGAAGACAAGUGACGAUUGGGAAUCUCUACAGCACUCGAGGUCUUGUGAUAGAAAAAAUGCCGCCGCAAAAAGCGCUAUAGAUUUAAUCAUUGGAUAAUGCAACGGUACAAAUAAUUAUCAUUUAAUACCGUUCAGUGAAUUGCGUAAAGGACGUUUAUUGUUGAUCAAUUCGUUUAUUAGUAAUAAAUCGGUAAUUUGUAAAUAAAACCCAUUUAUCCUCGUCUG